Messenger RNA from Vespula vulgaris, 946 nucleotides. It is a transcript of the gene GILT1, whose product is annotated as gamma-interferon-inducible lysosomal thiol reductase-like. The record is from RefSeq and is a predicted model, not a curated record. Lineage: Eukaryota; Metazoa; Arthropoda; Insecta; Hymenoptera; Vespidae. Gene Ontology annotation, molecular function: oxidoreductase activity, acting on a sulfur group of donors, disulfide as acceptor. The coding region runs from base 72 to 773 and encodes 233 amino acids. The transcript is spliced from 6 exons.
CAUCUAUUCCCAGUAAGACGAGAGUGCAAGUUUAAACCUCCGUCCACUCACUGUUAUCAAUCAGAAGAACCAUGCGGUGCUACCUGUUCAGUCCGAGAUAUUUGCUGGCUAUCGCCGCAUUUAUUACUUUUUCGAAUGACGUCAUAUUGGUAUCCGGCGAUGAAUUGGUAGAUAACUACACAGUUGUAAAUGUUAAUGUUUACUACGAAUCACUAUGUGGCGAUAGUAUAAGAUGGGUAAAAGAUCAGCUCGUACCCAACUACGCGUCCUUGAAGAAACAUCUCAAGAUCACUUUGAUUCCGUACGGUAAAGCAACGCAAACACGUAAUGCCGAAACCGGUCGAUGGCAUUUUUCGUGUCAACACGGAUCUUCCGAAUGCCUUGGUAAUAAAGCACAAGCCUGUGGUAUUCAUGCUAUAGAAUCUGAUUAUCAAGAAAAUGAGCAACAAGAUCAAAUAGUUUAUCUAAUCGGUUGUACUAUGAGCGAUCAAUAUCCACCAAGUGCUGUAGAAACUUGUGCAAAACGCUAUCUGAAAGAAGAAACACAAAAGCGUAUAUCAAAAUGCAUCAAUAGCUCUUUAGCAGAUGAUUUGCUCGCUGCUAACGGUGAUAAAACAUGGGCUCUAGAACCACAACUUUCCUUCGUACCAACAAUAAUUUUGAACGGAGUUCGAACAGCAGAAAUUCAAAAAUCCGCAUUAUACAAUUUUAAAACAUUAAUUUGUUCCUAUUUGACAAAAGAUGAACAACGUUCAAUUUGUCCAACGUUGUAAGAUAAAAAGGACAGACAGAAAUACUUACGCAAAGUUUCAGAUAUCGAUGACAAGUACCGUAUCAUAAUGAGUCCUCUGGUGUUUAGCUCGAUCGCUACUAUUGCUGAAAGCUUUAGUGCAGCCACGAUGUUGACAGGCGUAAGGUUUCUCUCCGGUAUGCGAUCUCUGAUGAA